Molecule: messenger RNA, 3441 nt
Organism: Gigantopelta aegis
Lineage: Eukaryota; Metazoa; Mollusca; Gastropoda; Neomphalida; Peltospiridae
Product: very long-chain specific acyl-CoA dehydrogenase, mitochondrial-like
Exons: 18
Coding region: 28-1908 (626 amino acids)
Molecular function (GO): very-long-chain fatty acyl-CoA dehydrogenase activity; fatty-acyl-CoA binding; flavin adenine dinucleotide binding
Source: RefSeq, a predicted model, not a curated record
UGGAGAAAGUUGUUUUCGGUUGUCAAAAUGUUGCGAUCCACACGUUAUUUGGCCAGGCUGGUGCGAAAUGCCGACAGUACAGUUCUAUCAAGACAUACAGGAGUCGUCUUUCAACAAACAUGUGCUGCAAGUACAGAUCCAAAAAAGGACUCCAAGUCAUUUUGCAUGAACUUGUUUCGAGGGAAGAUUCAGUCGGAUCAAGUUUUUCCUUUUCCUGAAGCUCUAACCGAAGAGCAGAAAGAAACCCUACAGUUGUUGGUGGAUCCAACUGAGCGGUUUUUUGAGAAACAGAAUGAUGCUCUGAAAAAUGACAGCUUGGAGAAGGUUGAUGAAACGUCCAUGCAAGGAUUGCGGGAGAUGGGGGCGUUCGGGAUGCAAGUUCCUCAGGAUCUGGGUGGCAUCGGCCUGACUAACACUCAGUACGCUCGAGUGGUGGAAAUAGUCGGAAUGCACGAUCUCGGGGUGGGAAUAACACUGGGCGCCCAUCAGUCGAUUGGGUUCAAGGGCAUCUUGUUGUUUGGAACGCCAGAACAGAAGAAGAAAUACCUGCCGAAGCUGGCGUCGGGGGAGCAGAUCGCAGCCUUCUGUCUGACGGAACCGUCCAGUGGGUCGGACGCCAGUUCUAUCCAGUCGAAAGCGGUUCUGUCCAGUGACGGGAAACACUACAUCCUGAACGGGAGUAAGAUCUGGAUCAGCAACGGAGGAAUAGCCGAGGUCUUUACAGUCUUCGUGCAGACUCCAGUCACUGACGAGAAGACGAAGGUGACGAAGGACAAGGUGACUGCGUUCGUUGUGGAGCGCAGUUUUGGCGGUGUCACCAACGGGCCGCCCGAGAAGAAGAUGGGAAUCAAGGCGUCCAACACUGCCGAGGUCUACUUCGACGAUGUCAAGAUUCCUGUGGAAAACGUGCUGGGGGGUGUGGGGAAUGGCUUCAAGGUAGCUAUGAACAUUUUAAAUAAUGGAAGAUUUGGCAUGGCGGCUGUCUUAUCGGGAACCAUGAAGUAUUGCAUUGUGAAGGCCGUUGACCAUGCCAGUCAGAGAGUGCAGUUCGGCAAGAAAAUCUCCCAGUACGGUGCUAUACAGGAGAAGAUCGCCAGGAUGGCUCUCGUACAGUACGUCACUGAGUCUAUGGCCUAUAUGGUGUCUGCUAACAUGGACCAAGGAGCAACUGAGUUUCAGAUUGAAGCUGCAAUCAGCAAAGUGUUCGCUUCAGAAGCAGCCUGGUUUUGUGCUGAUGAAGCUAUUCAGAUUCUUGGUGGAAUGGGUUACAUGAGGGAAUGUGGUUUGGAGAAAGUCAUGAGAGAUAUUCGUAUUUUCCGCAUCUUCGAGGGAACAAAUGAUAUUCUUCGCUUGUUUGUGGCACUUACUGGUAUUCAGUACGCCGGUGUUCAGUUGAGGGAACUACAGAAGGCCAUGAAGAACCCUGCGGGAAAUGUCGGUCUGUUGUUCGGAGCGGGAGCUAAACGGGCUAAAAGGAUGGUUGGUGUUAGUGCAGGGGGAUCUUUCUCAGAAUUUGUCCACCCAGAUCUUUCUGAUGGGGCUAGCAAGGCUGCCGCUGCUAUAGAAGAUUUUGGAAUAUCUGUUGAGAAUCUGUUGAUUAAAUACCAGAAGACAAUUGUAGAUGAACAGUUCUUGUUGAAGCGGCUGGCUGAUGCCGCUAUUGACAUUUACGGCAUGGUGGCCGUUCUCUCCCGAGCGUCACGAAGCUUGAACGAGAACCACGUGUCGGCACAGCACGAAAAGCUUCUCUGUACGGUAUGGUGCGACGAAGCGUCCGAGCGUAUCCACGGCAAUCUCAAGAGUUUAAGUGACUCGGGGUCAAAGAAGACUUUUGAGCGUUUGUCUCAGAUCUCACAGGACAUUGUUGCCAAUGGCAACACAGUGCAACGACAUCCGCUAGGAUUUUGAUACGUUUAAUUUUAGAUUAAUGUUACGACCAAAUAUUAUUAUUCCAAUCUAGGUUUGUUUUAGAAGAGUGAAUGUGUAUAUGCAUAUAUAUAUAUAUCUAUAUCUAUCUGAGUGAGGUGUACAUUGAAAAGCUGUGGUUAUUGCUUAAAGGGCCUCAUAUUGUAAUUCCAUGAUGAUGCAAUGCCUGCAAUUAAGAAAACGCCCACAGCAAAAAAAAAACCUGCCAUGGAAACAAUAUAUAAUUAGUACACAGCAAAAAAGGUGCUGUGGAGAAAAAAAAUCUCCACGGCAUUGCCUGUUGCCGUGGGUGAUUGCAGGGGUUGUAACGGUUUCUUGCAAAACAUUUUUUAUUAAUUUUUGUUUUGAAAUGAAAGGAUUAUGCCUUAGAAGUACAUAUAUGAUUGUGUACAAAAACAAUAAAUCAUGAUAAAAUAAAUUAGUUAACAGUGAAAUAAAGCCCCGAAAAUUUGUUAAAAUUAUCUGUAUGUUGUGACUGACAGGAUAAACCUGUGACAUUACAGUUGAUAUGUACGUAUUUUAUACCCAUAAUUCCUUGACAGUGAAAAAAACAAAAAGACUGUUGUCUUGAUGUAUAUCGGGGGUGAAUUGUUUGACAUCCAAUAGCCGAUGAUUAAUAAAUCAAUGUGCACUAGUGGUGUUGUUCAACAAAACAAACUUUAACUCUUAAGACUAAAUUUUAGAAUUACCAAAUAUUUGAUGUCCAGUAGCCGAUAAUAAACAAAUCAAUGUGCUCUAGUUGUGUUGUUAACCAAAACAAAAACUUUUGAUGUAUAUAUGACAUAGAUUUUUUGUUUACUUUAUAUUUGUACUUGGGGGAUUUGUAGUGAAACCACAGUUUAUUGAAAGUGACCGCACCUUGCAGUUUUGAUAUUCUCCAGUUAAUUAUGCUAACUAAUCACGAAUACGACAUAAAUGAUGGUUAAUAAAUAUUAAAUUAAAACCAAAGAUUAUGUGUGAGAUCAAUUACUUCGUAAAUCUUUUCUGACACCCAAUAGCUGAUGUGUAUUUUUGUGCUGGGGUGUCGUUAAACUUUCAUUCAUUCAUUUGUAAAUCUUAAACAGUUACUGUAUUGUCUGUUAUUGGCAUAGUCAGUUUUCGUGGUGGUGGUGUCCAAGAACUGAAACAUAGCCCAUUGCCAGUAACAGAAAAUCCAAUAACUGUAUAAUGAUGUGAAAUCUUUUUAGUUUAUUAACUUCCUGAUCCAAUUUUUGUUGUUAUUUAUGACAAAUUUAAAAUACCAAAGAACGGUCGUUGCAACUGUGGUACUGCACCUUUAAGGUUGUAGCUGAAUACUUGACAGGGCUGGCCAUAUCCUUAAAAUUUCAUUUGCCAGCCGGGCGAGUAACUCUCAAAUUUCACUUGCCCACCAAAAAAUUAACUCGUCCCAAAACGUAAGCAGUUUAAAUCGAAAUUAAACUGUAUGUUUCAAACAAUUACACAUCAUACAAAGCACUUGUAAGCCCUGUAUUAGUAAAUGUUUAUUUCCUUUAUUUUGUGAAUGUUUAAAAAAAA